Molecule: messenger RNA, 2541 nt
Organism: Trametes versicolor FP-101664 SS1
Lineage: Eukaryota; Fungi; Basidiomycota; Agaricomycetes; Polyporales; Polyporaceae
Exons: 13
Coding region: 1-2541 (846 amino acids)
Source: RefSeq, a predicted model, not a curated record
AUGCCUCCGAAACCUCGACAACGCCGUCCAAAGACAACGGUGCUGCCGCCGUCUUCGCCACCGCAACCUCCAUCUCCUACUCAGGGCCCAGAAGAACGUAGUCACCGCAUUGAAGCUGCCAGGGCAACGUCAUCAUCAACCCAGCAACCUCAAACGGCCAGCCCAAACGCUCCAGCACGCAACACCACACGCUGUGAGUCGGAUCAACCAACUACGAACUCACCUGUCCAAGUCGCUCGUCAUCCGUAUGGCACGCGUCGCAGCACGCAAACAGCGCGUCCUGCGUUCGCCGCUGGUCUUGCCAAACGGACAAGAGAGGAGAUCCACCAAGGCGCCACGCAGAAAGUGGCAGAGAAGCAGCGCAAGCAAGCACAGAAAGCAGACAAGGCCAAGCGCAUCGAGCAAAACACACGUAAACUCGCACAGCUGGAAGACGAGUAUGUCAGUCGUCAGGCUCAAGAUGAUCGUGAGUUACGGGCUGCACCACCCCCUGCGGAACACGGCUCAGUGCCGAACGAGCGUCCGCACUCUGGCGGUGCCGCCGGCAAGGCUGCGGUGGGCGGUCAUCCGCCGGUAUCCAACUUAUCUCGCACCUCAGUCCCAGGCAGUAACGGUGCAAAUACAUCCCAGGCUCUCAGGGCUACGAAUGUGCCACGGACUAGCACGUCUCACAGCAAUGUGCUCGAUGGUAAUGCUUCGAGCUCAGGCUCUGAGACAGAGGACGACCUGGAGGCUGCAUUGAGCCGUAUCAACCCGUCUCGCUCAACUGGCCAGCGCAAAACUCGCGCCGCUCAAGAUGCUGGAUACAUCCGAGAUAAGGGAUCCGAUACGCCCUCUACCCGUGAUGGCGCAAAUUACAGCUCUGACGGACUUGCGGGUGACCCGGCCUGGGGCGAUACCCUCGAGUCUGGCGCAUUUGAGAACGACCUCGCCGACGAUGCAUAUCACCGGCGCAACUCGGACCUCAACGACCUGCACUCUGUCGACUCUCACAACACCGACGACCCCGAUGCGAUGAAUCUUGACCUGGAUGCAGCAGAUCUCGACGAAGUUAACGCUGACCCAGAUGCAGAUCUUGACGAAGUCGAUCACGCAGAUCUGGACACGGUGAACGUCAACAGGAUGCGGUCCACUCCACUCACGGAGGCGCAGCGCAAGCAACUCAAACGUGUGACCGUGCGUGGCACAAUCGCUGGUCUCCGGCAGCACAAUCCGAGUCCUGCGCCGUCAAACAAGCGGCUGCAUGACGAUCGAUCUAUCAGCCCACGGCCACACAAGUCGAAACGGCAGAAAGCAGCUCACGCAUCCCGUGAAAAUGCGUUUCGAACCGAGUUCCGGCACGACCGCCGUAGUCGUUCAGAGGCACCAUCAUCUCAAGCUGCCCCAGCCCCUUCAUCACAGUCUUUGCGCCUUCACACGCAGCGUGGUGGUGGUAGAUCUGGUUGGCGGGCUGCUCUUAAGAACGAGCCAUCUGAUGCCGGUUGCGAGGAGGAGCUCGCCGCGGAUGAGCCUCCAGCUGCGUUCACGGAUGCAGAUGUACAAGUUGCAUCCAGCCAGCGCUAUGCCUUGACUGCUGCUACGACGCGCGCGCAGUCCGUUUUCCGUGUCGAAGUCAUUGACGACAAUGACGCGAUGGAUAUCGUCAAUGGGCGGGCAAAGAAGGGACGUCGUCGUCGUCGCGCGCCCACAGACAUUCCCGAGGAGAAAUCGCGCUCUACCAGCAACCUUCCUGACUUCAUCAAGGCCGUCUUCGAAAGUAAAUUUGUGCCGACUAUCAUCGACUACUAUGGAACCAAACGCAACCCCUGGGAUCUGCGCGAACAUGGUUCCGACGAGUUCCUCGAAGUCUGCCGCGAGGCAUUGAAGAUGGCUUGCCCUGACGUCGACUAUACGCUGGAGAAGAGUGAUGUCGCAUACCGCAUUGCUCGGCAAAAGGUGUAUCAGUGGCGGACAGAGUUCUCUAAUGCCGCAGUGCUCGCAAUCAACGACGCCAUGCAUCACAAGUUUGGGAUAAAACCUGCAGCUGAUGCGACUAAGCGAUGGGUAGAGGCAGCGAUCAUUACGGAUGGCGGUGAGGCUUUUUGGGCGAUACCACACGCAAACGUCGACCAUGCACAUGGCAAGCUGCAAUCAGCAUAUGUUCUCAAGGCCUUUGCGGUUCAUCUGACGUUCAAGAAGGGCUCCGUCGGGGAUUACGGAUACCCUGCCGGUGCACUUGCUUUGGCUACUGCUGCUGUUGAACAUUCCUUCCCAAUGUUCAAGUGGGGAGUAUUUACCGCUGGCGAGGGUUUCAACACGACCACUGCGCGGGCCCGGACGGAAUGGUGGUACGACACGGCCACGUUCAAGUUCGCCAAAAAACCCGAGUACUUCAAUGCCAUCAUACGCAUGGCUUCCAGGCAUGCCAUCACUGCUCCGCAGGCAUCCCAUACGCCAUCGUCGAGUUCACCUGCCCCAAAUGCCUUCGACCGCAGCAGCCCUCCUAUCGAGUAUUAUACCCCAUCCUCUCCUCAUCUAACUCUCCACUGCUCGCACGCAUAG